Messenger RNA from Choloepus didactylus (southern two-toed sloth), 1401 nucleotides. Its product is annotated as collagen alpha-1(I) chain-like. Lineage: Eukaryota; Metazoa; Chordata; Mammalia; Pilosa; Megalonychidae. The coding region runs from base 1 to 1401 and encodes 466 amino acids. The transcript has a single exon. The record is from RefSeq and is a predicted model, not a curated record.
AUGGGCUUUCACAGGCCCCUGCCGGGGGUUCUGGGGAGUCCGCGCUGCUCCUCGUCUCCGUCCCCCCGCAGAGCCACCCGGCCAACUUCAGGUCGCAAACAAAAACCUGUUGGCUCGGUCUCCUCGGGAAGGGCCGGCCUCUCCCGAAGCCUCGGUUCCGGGGGCGCCGCCCCGAGGGGAGAGAGGGGAGGGGUCCUGGGAGCGGCCGGUCGCCGCGCGGGCCGGGCGGGGUCUCCGCCAUCCCACGCGGAACAAAAGGCAGCUGGAGCCCGGCUCUGCCGCCCCCGUCCCCGCUGUGCUGCGGGGGGACGGCGGAGAGGGGGAACCUGGUCCCCGGGGAUGGGAGGGGGACGGAGAGGAAAGGGGUCCCGCUCCAGCUCGAAGGGGAGGGGGCGGGCCGGUCCCGGACGGGGACGAGGUCCCCCCACCCCCACUCCUGGAGGGAACCGGGCUGCCCUACCUCGGGGCGGGGGGCGAGCGGGCGGCUCCGAGGAGAGGGGAGCCCGCCCCGGGCUGGGGGGUCCGGGCCGAAAGGCUGGGGGCGAGGCCCGGAGGGGGCUGUGGAGCCUGGGGCGGGGGUGUGAGGAGCCCCGGACUCCGGGGCUGCAAAGGGAGGGGCACCCUGCGGGGAAGCCGGGGGUCCCCGCGGCCGAGGGGGCUCCAGACGGGGACGGGCUCGCUCCGGCCCGGGGGAAACAGGGGGUCCCCGCCCGGGGCGGAGGGGUCCGGUCGGGGAGGGCGGGGGUCGUCCGCGCCCUGGGGCCCCCCGCCCGCGGGCCCCCGGCUCACCUCCGCGCCUCCAGCCGGCCCGGUGCGCGGCUGCGGCCGCCGGUGGCGCUGAGGAGCGCGAGGGCACCCGAGCCGCCGCCGCCGCCGCGCCUGGCUCCGUCUGACACCCACACGCAGCCAACAUGGCGGCCGGGAGGGGGCGCGCCGGGUGCGUGCGCGCGCCCGCGGGCCCGCCCCGCGACCCCGGCCCCCGCCCCGCCCCGCCCCCGGCCCGGCCGCCGCGCGCGCCCCGCCCGGGACACGCCCGCCCGGCCCCGCAGCCCGCGCGCGCCCGGGGACCCCCGCGGCCUUCCACCGCCCGCCUCCCGUCAGCACCCCGCAGACUCCGGGACCCUCGCCGGGGACCCGCCCCCGCCAUGCACACCCCGGCAAAUCGCCCAGCACCUGCGCCCGCCCGGCCCUCCCGUGCACUCCCGCUCCCGGCCGCCUUCGCCCACGCCCUCCCCUGCGAGUUCCCGCGCACCCCACCCUCCCGUCCUGGCGUGUUCCCGCAACUGCACGGCGCCCGGCCCCUCACGCCCGCGCCCAGAAACUCGGCCUCCGCCCUCCAGCCCCGAGACGCGGGCUCCCGCCCUGGCGCGGGGCGAUGCGCCUUUGACCACAGUCGCCUGA